UCCCAGGACCCUGGGAUCAUGACCUGAGCCAAAGGCAGAUGCUUAACCGACUGAGCCACCCAGGCGUCCCACGAUGCCCCUUUAGAUUCCUGAUCUGGGUGAGAGAGACUGGCACCCUAUCCCCACCCGUGGAGGGAGACUCAGAGGAAGAGCACAAGGCCCCGGGCACUAGCUCUUCGUUGCCUUGGCCAGUGAGGACUGACAGCAUUCUGUCCCUGCUGGACAGCUCCCACUUUAUCCGCGGCUUUGCAUGCCCCACCAGCUAGUGAGGGCUUUCACAGGGACCUGAAAGGCUCCGGGAAGCUUCCCAUGAGGCCUGGAAUUUAGACUUCACACUAAGCACUCAGGUCAGUUGUCAAAAGGUAAGUAUACCCCACGAUGGCUACAGUGUCCCUUCCCCAGGGGGAUGAUCACAAGUCCUCGCCUGAAGCCUUCCCUAACCUAUCCUCCGGUUUCUCUCACUCCUUAUCCGUACUCCUGGUAAUCCCCAUUUCAUGAGGAAGACGGCCCCGCACCAGGCCAUUGCACCGGGACACCAAAACCAUGUGGAACUCCCAUGCAGGGUCCCCAGUGUGGGUGCAGUUGUGCCUGUGUGGACAGCUCAAAGCUGAAGGGAAAUACCAUUUAUACCUAGAAAAGAAAUCCCACAUGCCCUGUUCACCUGCUGCCCCCCACACAAGCUCCUUAGUCUUGGGCUGAAUCACGGGUGGAGGUGGGGGUUUCCCAGGACACCUUAAGCAGAUAUUCAAUGCAUGCUUCUUCUGGUGAAGGGUAGGUAUCCUGGGCACCCCCGGAGUUUCUGAUUCCAUCCACCUGGGUGAAGCAUGAGAAUGUGCAUUCUUCACCAGAAUGAAGCAUGUGGGUGCUGCCUUCCGCUCAGGCUGGGGACCACACUUGGGAAUCACUGGAUGGGGCAGAGUCAGGAAGGUCAGUCAGGAAGCCGUGUCAGGACCAGAGUCUGAAGCAGAGUGGGGCUAGCCGGGGUGGAAGGGAGGCUGCAGAGCUGAGGGGCAUCUCGGAGGGGAGGGCCACCAGGAAGGGAGCCCAGCUGGUUGCGGAGCAUGAGGGAGAGGGAGGGGUCUAGACUGACUUGGGGUUUCUAGCCUGAAAGGCCAAAGGGAAAGACUCUCAGGUAGGGAACCCAGGAGGCACAGUAGCGUUGAGGGGAGGGGACAAAGGUUCAGGUUUGGAGGGUCAUCUGGGUGGAGAUGUCCAAAAGGCACUUGACUUGGUAAUUUCAGUCUGGAUUAGGCAUCAGGUGUGAGGACUGUGGGAAUGUGGAGCUGAGAGUACUUGCCACAGAGCUGGUGGCUGAUAGUGUGGGAAAUGAAACAGUAGCCCAGAGAGUGUGCACGAAUUAUGAAAAGAAGAGCAAGAACCACAGGACUGUGGAACACUCUACAAGCUUGUGAGUCUUGUUAGGUGUGUUAAGGCAGCUCCCUUGGUCUGUAAUUCCCAAAACUUAGGAACUGGCAGAGGGAAUCCAGUAAGGAAAGGAAAACGGCAGGGGACAGUGAAGUUCCAGAGGUGGCUUAAGGUGUCCAGGUUGGACUCGGCCCAGCAUUUAGAAGCUUGUGUGAGGGGCAGCGGGUGAGUGGGGCACAUGGGAUUUCUUUCUCAGCUAUAGAUGGCAAUUUCCCUUCAGCUUUUAGCUGUCCUGGGCUGGUACCAGCCCAGGCACAAUGGCACUCACUUUGGGGCACAGCGUGGUUGUCCCAGGCCGACCCCAGGGUGGGGGGGGGGGGCUGCAGGCAGCAGGGCCUGAGGAGGGAGGUGUGGAGGGAGGAGGCCCACUGCCAUUCUUGGUAUGGUUCUCUCUCCAGGAGCAGAGCUGCAUCUGGCCUCACUCUGGGCAGCUUAUAAGGCCUGGUGUGAGUUUUGUUGAUGCAAGUGCAGCAAAAAAGGAACAAAUCCUCCAGCACCAGGGCUGUUGCCACUGGAGUCCUUUUGCAUACAUUUUUCAAAUGAUAAUUCACUCUACCCAGCCCCCUUCCCCACCCCCCAAGGCCGAUUUAUUGAAAAAACCACCUUAUAUGGUAAUAUUGUUAACACACCGUCAGCUGGCCUUUUUAGGGACUCUGUUUAAAGAAGAUCCGCCUCUGGGGUUUUAUAUUGCUCUGGUAUUUGUGCCAAAGACACAGCAGCCCUCAGUCCCUGGGAGAAGGACUUCUCGUACACUCGGCGGCUGCUUAAUGUCAUUUGAAGCCCUCACUCCAACAUAUUUCUCCAACUAUUGUUUGAAGUCUCACCAUCUGAGAGGCCUUCCUUUUAGGGCUUAAACUUUGCACUGAAAUGAAAAUGUCUUGAAGCUGGCAUAAAUUCAAUCAUCCCUUCAAUAAGCAUUGAUUUGUGAGGUGGAUGGUUCAUCUCCUUCCAAUAUGACAGACUUCAUCCUGGGAACAAGUUCUGAUGGAGAAGGGUGCUCCGGCCCCUGGUUCACUUGGCCACACUCAUCAUGUGUGAAGAGGAGACCACUGCACUCGUGUGUGACAAUGGCUCUGGCCUGUGCAAGGCUGGCUUCGCAGGAGAUGAUGCGCCCCGGGCCGUCUUCCCCUCUAUCGUGGGCCGCCCUCGCCACCAGGGUGUCAUGGUGGGAAUGGGCCAGAAAGACAGCUACGUCGGGGAUGAGGCUCAGAGCAAGCGAGGGAUCCUAACUCUCAAGUACCCCAUUGAGCACGGCAUCAUCACCAACUGGGACGACAUGGAGAAGAUCUGGCACCACUCAUUCUACAAUGAGCUGCGGGUAGCACCUGAGGAACACCCCACCCUGCUGACAGAGGCCCCCCUAAAUCCCAAGGCCAACAGGGAGAAGAUGACCCAGAUCAUGUUUGAGACCUUCAAUGUCCCUGCCAUGUACGUCGCCAUUCAAGCUGUGCUCUCUCUCUAUGCUUCUGGCCGCACAACUGGCAUCGUGCUGGAUUCAGGGGAUGGCGUCACCCACAAUGUCCCCAUCUAUGAGGGCUACGCACUGCCCCAUGCCAUCAUGCGCCUUGACCUGGCUGGCCGUGACCUCACUGACUACCUCAUGAAGAUCCUCACAGAGAGAGGCUAUUCCUUUGUGACCACAGCUGAGCGAGAAAUCGUGCGAGACAUCAAGGAGAAGCUGUGCUACGUGGCCCUGGACUUUGAGAAUGAGAUGGCCACGGCAGCCUCCUCUUCUUCCCUGGAGAAGAGUUAUGAGCUGCCAGAUGGGCAGGUCAUCACCAUCGGCAACGAGCGCUUCCGCUGCCCCGAGACCCUCUUCCAGCCUUCCUUCAUUGGCAUGGAGUCCGCCGGGAUUCAUGAAACCACCUACAAUUCCAUCAUGAAGUGUGACAUCGACAUCCGCAAGGACUUAUAUGCCAACAAUGUCCUCUCGGGGGGUACUACCAUGUACCCUGGCAUUGCUGACAGGAUGCAGAAGGAGAUCACAGCCCUGGCCCCCAGCACCAUGAAGAUCAAGAUUAUUGCUCCCCCAGAGCGGAAGUACUCGGUCUGGAUUGGAGGCUCCAUCCUGGCUUCUCUCUCCACCUUUCAGCAGAUGUGGAUCAGCAAGCCUGAGUAUGAUGAGGCAGGGCCCUCCAUUGUCCACAGGAAGUGCUUCUAAAGUCAGAACAGAUUCUCUGGGGAUCCCCUGGAGACUGCUCUGCUACCGAUCAUGAAACAUUAAAACCUGCAAGCCUUA
Callorhinus ursinus (northern fur seal) is the source of this 3664-nucleotide messenger RNA. Lineage: Eukaryota; Metazoa; Chordata; Mammalia; Carnivora; Otariidae. The record is from RefSeq and is a predicted model, not a curated record.